Messenger RNA from Naegleria fowleri, 2472 nucleotides. RefSeq lists its product as uncharacterized. Gene Ontology annotation, cellular component: CCR4-NOT complex. Gene Ontology annotation, biological process: protein ubiquitination. NCBI's taxonomy places the organism in Eukaryota, Heterolobosea, Eutetramitea, Acrasida, Naegleriidae. The record is from RefSeq and is a predicted model, not a curated record. Gene Ontology annotation, molecular function: RNA binding; metal ion binding; ubiquitin-protein transferase activity. The transcript has a single exon. Bases 1 to 2472 code for a protein of 823 amino acids.
AUGAGUGAUUAUAGUAGCGAGGAAGACACAACUUGCCCAAUUUGCUGUGAAGAUUUGGAUAUCACUGAUAAACAUUUUCAACCAUGUCCAUGCGGAUUUAAAAUAUGCUCAUGGUGUUGGAACAAGAUAGACAACUCCAGUAAACGUUGCCCAGCCUGUAGAAGAGAAUACGAAAAAUCAAAUAUUGAAUUUACUCCACCAGAUCCAGAAUUAAUCCAACAAGAAAAGAAACAAAAGGAGAAAAAGAAAAAACCACACAUCAACAGAAAACAACUAGCAAAUGUCAGGGUAAUACAGCGUAAUUUAGUAUAUGUUGUUGGUUUAACCCUCGCCGUUGCCAAACACGACUGGUUAAAACACACAGAUAAUUUCGCAAAAUACGGUAAAAUUAAGAAAGUAGUAAUCAACAAGAGCAAUUUACAGAAUUCAUCACAUAUAGCAUCGAAUAGAACCCCUACAGUUAGUGCAUACAUAACCUAUGUUCGGAAGGAGGAUGCAUACAAAGCCAUAAGAGCUGUGGAUAAGACCUAUCUAGAUGGCAAACAGCUUCGUGCAUCAUUUGGAACAACAAAAUACUGUGCAUACUUUUUGAAAGGCAUCGCCUGUACCAAUCCCGACUGUAUGUAUCUGCACGAAUAUGGGAAUGACGAGGAUACUUUUAAUAAGGACGAAAUUGUGUUACGGAAUGGACUGCCAGUUCCACAUAAUUUAGAGAAAAUGUCUCAAUUUUAUCCUCCAGAAGAUGAUUCUCAGCCAAUAGAAAAACAUUUCUGGAAGUAUCCGAACUCCAACAGAGAACCUGAGGAUGAUGAGUCAAAUGACGAAUCGGAGUCAUCUGUUGGAGCUUCUCAUAGCCGAAGUAAUAGCGGAUUUCGCCAUUAUGAUGACGAUGAUGGCAUCGAUGAUGACCAAGUCAUAGAGGAUGAUGACAUUCAAGAUGAUGAUGAGGAAUAUGCUGAAGAAACAAUAGUGAAUGCUGGGGGUGGUGUACAAUUAGCAAGGUCGUCACGGUCCAACGGUUCUGCUUCAGGAAGUAUCAGUAGAAGACACGAUCCGUACCACGAUCACACAAUUGAUGAUUAUUAUUAUGGUGGUGAUGACGAUGAAGAAGCUGACGAUGACCAUGAGGUUCAAACUGAAUAUGCCAACAUUACAACAAAGGUCAUUGAUAAUAGUAAGGAGUCGAUUCUUCCAAAGACCGCUCGCUGGGGUCAGCAACCAGUUGUGCCAGUUACUGCCACAGCAGCCUCUUCUUCCACUACGUCAAACAGCCCUCUGCCUGCUUCAUUAUCUUCUUUAAGCAAUAUAGCUACAACUAUAACAAAGAGUAAGAAAAAGAAUACAAAUAAGAACAAAAAGAGCAGUAAGAAUAAGAACAAAAACAAGAAUAAGUCAACGAAAGCUAAGGAGACAGAAGGCUCGGAUACGGCAGCUAUAGGCUCAACCACAAAUAAUCAAGAUACACAAAAUAAUGCCAUUGCAGAUGCAGCUUCAAGUGGCAGAUCCAGCACAGACCAUAGCAUCGAAGAGGUCACAACAGAGAGUCAAGUGAUCAUUGAGAGCACACAAACGAAUGAAGAAAUACAGCCAAAUAAUUCCGAACUGGAACAAUUAGACGACUCUAUUAUUGAGUCUCACCCUACUUUAGAAAUGCUGGGAAUUGAACCUAAUCCUCCAUCCGAUGGAGUGACCUCUACCGUUGGAAGAUCUAAAUUAUUGUCUUUGGUUGAAUCAAGCUCUCCUGCAAACUCCACAACCAACAUCAAGAAUCCAUUCUCAGCUGAUCCAACUCAAGCUUUCUCGUUUAACCAGCUCGCUCAACCACAGACUCAGCAACAACAGUACUUUGGAUAUCCUCAGCAGGUACAACAAUUAUUUGCUUCAUUCCAAGGAUAUGAUCCUUAUUAUCAACAAUUCUUUGAUAGUUCUUGGACAAUGACUUCCUUUGCAUCAGACACAAAACGCACUUCAUCACGAUUCUUUAAUCAAACAACAACAGAGACAAAAGAUACACAGCAACAACAUCAACAGCAAUUCGCCCCACAAUCAAUGCAACCAUCACAAUCACCACAUAUCCCAAUGAACAUGGACAUGUGGGGCAUGCAGUCUAUGCCUUCAUACCUUUCAAAUCCAUCAAGUCAUCAGAGCAGUAGAUUCUUUGGAAGUGCCAAACAAGCAAAUAAUAACCAACUAGAGCAAAACACUCAAGUUUUCAAUAAUGCUGACCUCCAAAACAGUUUCAGAGCCUUACUCCCCAAUGUAAAUAUUACAUUUGCAAGCCAAAGCAACAACACAAGUGAAACCUCUCAAACCUCUGACUGGGGUUAUUCAAAAUUUGCUAAUUCUACACCAAUUGUCAACGACUCAGCAUCAAUUCCUCCAAGCUUGUACUCCUCUCAAUAUUCCGACUUUUUCAAUCAGCGUAUUCCACAACAACAAACGACCAAUAAUUCUUCAUGGAGCUGGAAAUAA